Messenger RNA from Centruroides sculpturatus (bark scorpion), 1646 nucleotides. RefSeq names its product protein disulfide-isomerase TMX3-like (gene Tmx3). The record is from RefSeq and is a predicted model, not a curated record. Gene Ontology annotation, biological process: peptidyl-cysteine oxidation. Gene Ontology annotation, cellular component: endoplasmic reticulum. Gene Ontology annotation, molecular function: protein disulfide isomerase activity. Lineage: Eukaryota; Metazoa; Arthropoda; Arachnida; Scorpiones; Buthidae. Bases 102 to 1403 code for a protein of 433 amino acids. The transcript has 13 exons.
UAUUGAUAUAAAAAUCUCGGCCAACAGAUGGCGCGGUGAAAAUGGGAUUUACGUGAUCCGACGGUGGAAAAAUUGUUCGGCUUUUACGAUUAAAAAACAAAAUGAGUACAGUAGCCUUACAAACAAUAUUAUUUAUUUUGGGUUUAUAUUGCGUUGUUUUCAUUCAAGGAAAUAGAGUGUCCGAAUUAAGCGAUAGAUUCUUGGAAUUAAGGAAUGAAGGUGUUUGGCUAGUAAUGUUUUAUGCACCAUGGUGUGGACAUUGCAAAAAUCUUGAACCAAUUUGGAAUCAGGUUGCUCAAUCACUAGUCGAUCUAGAAAUUCGAGUUGGAAGAGUUGACUGUACACGUUUUACUAAUGUUGCAACAGAAUUUGGAGUUCAUGGUUUUCCUACAAUAUUAUUUAUAAAAGGUCAUAAAACAGUUGAAUAUAAAGGAGAUAGAGUCAGAGAAGAAAUUGUUGAGUUUGCUUGGAGAAUGGAUGGUCCACCAGUACGUCAUUUCCCAAGCUGUGAUGAAUUUCAUAAUGCCAGAAAUAAUAAAAAAGUUUUCUUUCUGUAUGUUGAUGGAAAUAAUUUAGAUCAAAAUGUGGCAUUAAAGGAUGAAUAUACUAGAAUAGCAGAAGAAUUUCAACCUUUGAUAUAUUUCUAUACUGCUCCAACAUUUUGCCUCUCUCGAAUCAAUGGAUUUAAAAUACCAACUAAAGCAUCUGUUUAUGUUUUUAAAGAUAAAACAAGUUUUAAAUUUGAUGAAGAAGAAGGAAGUCUUAAAAAUAUUACACUUCGUGCGUGGAUAAAUUGGGAACGUUUCCCAGCAUUUUUAAAAAUAACCCAUGGUAAUUUUUAUCAAUUACUAAAAACUGGAAAAAAUAUUGCUAUUGCUGUUCUUGAAGAAAAUCUGAUUGGUGGACUCUCAAUGAAAAUGAGAGAAUUUAAAGAUGUAGUAGAAGCAAUAGCAACAACUAAUCGAGACAGAUAUCAUGAGCACAUUAUUUUUGGAUGGCUGGGUCAACCCGAUCUAGCAAACUCAGUAGCUAUGAUGUCUCUUUCUGUUCCCAAUUUUAUAAUAAUAAAUUCAGUUACUUACCAAUAUUACAUGCCUCCUGUAAUAGAAGAUGAAAAAGUUCCUUCACCUCAAACUAUGAUUGCACUUUUGGAUCAAGUAAUUAAUAAAUCAGCACCAGCUUAUGGUGGUGACACAAUGUUUUAUCGUCUGUAUAGAGCAUAUUUUGAGGCAAAAACUUCAUUAAUGAGCAUGUGGAAAGGCAAUCCAUUACUAACAACUUUAUUAUUGGGUCUACCACUUGGCCUACUUAGCAUUAUUUGCUAUACCUCUUGCUGCAGUGAUAUCUUGGAAGCAGAAGAUGAAGAACCACCAUAUGCUCAAAGUCAUGAAAAGAAAGAAUAAAUUUUUAUUUUCCAAAAGAACACUGUUUUUACCUGGGAUCCAUCCAAGAUUUUGAACUUGUUGAAGAAGCCCACUGAGUAUAUUUUAAAGUGCAGUUAGGUUUAUUUAUAUUUAAAACAUACUUAUUAUACUAGAAAGUAUGUCAUUCAUUUCUUGUUAAUACAGUAUUAUUGGUUGAAGCACUGAUCUGUAUAUUUUGUAUUAUUUUAUGUAUAUUUAAAAUGCUGAACCUUUUUAUUUAUA